GCCCUUGAUCACAACGCGCAUGAGCUCCUCGUGUGCGCGACGCAGCUGCGAGAGAGCGUAAUAUCGCAUACAAUAACGUACAGGCAGCCUACUCGGCCGUUCCAUAUAUAGCGAAUAGCGCAUGAGGCUGCAGAGCAUCGUCGCACAGCACGCGAGCAAGUCCAGUCUCAGUGUAGUACUUUUUUCACAUCGCCGCAGAAAAAGUGAAUCCCUCGCAGUUUUUUUCUCAAUUUACCUGCACCUUCAGCACGCCGUUCUUCAAAUAUAUAUAACAUAACAUUUGCUUAACGCUGCAGAGGAAUUGAUUUUCUCUUUUGUCGUUAAGAUCAUCCGUUGCUUAUUUUUAUUGAUCGUCUUCUGAUAACAGUAAACAACCCUUGACUAUAAAGUUUCAAUAAUGGUGGCUCACACUGUAUUGCUUGACUUUACUGUACCAUCUAGUCAAGUCAUGGAUGUAGAAAAGAGAGCUAAUCUCAAAGCAAAUAUCACUAAUGUUCUCGAGGAAUACUUUGUUGGGUUGAAAAAUUUGACUGAAUCCAAUGUUAAUGGCAGCUUGUUGAUUUUGUUUACUGGUCCAAAGGGUAGCUUGAUAACAGUGCGUGCUUACCCAGAAGGUUUGGUCACGGUUAACAUUGAAUACUAUAAACAAGACGAUGAAGAUGCGAUUCUAGAUUUCAAGCAAUGGGAAUACUUGGAAGCUGAUGUUGCUAUGGCUUUGAACAGCCAGCGCAGCAAACGUUUGCCACCUGUAAGACGAGGGACCAUUUAUGAACUCUAUCUGACCCUUUCAGACGAAAGAUUGCUCGAAUACGACAUUGACAAGUUGGUCUUCGAAGCUCGCUCGCCCUAUCAAAAAGUGCAGAUAUGUCACUCAAAGUCGCUUGGAAAUAUGCUGAUCCUUGAUGAACUUCAGAAUAUGUCAGAGGCUGACUUGAUCUACACCGAGACCCUCAUGCAGCGAGGAAAAGAAAAUUACGAAGGCAAAGAAAUAGUCAUUCUUGGUGGCGGUGACGGUGGCUUACUUUGGGAAUUGCUCAAAGAAAAUCCCAAGCAUGUCACCAUGCUUGAGAUUGACGAUGUUGUUAUGAAGGCUUGUAGUCAAUAUAUGAGAAGUGUUUGUGGCGAUUGUUUGGAUAAAAGGAAGACUUCCAAUUACGAGAUUAUUGUUGGUGAUUGUAUGAAAACCUUGACUCACAUGAUUGAAGAGGGACGUCAAUUUGAUUACGUCUUUGGAGAUCUCACAGACAUUCCAAUCAGUACAUCUCCGCACGGUGAUGCUUGGGACUUUAUCAGACUUAUCCUGAAUGCUUCGAUGAAAGUUUUGAAACCAACUGGCAAAUAUAUGACCCAUGGUAAUGGCACUUCGUGCCCAGAAUCAUUGACUAUGUACGAAGAUGUUUUGCAACAAUUGGCAGUCCCCGUUAAGUUUACCAAAGAUGUAGCAUUUAUUCCAUCAUUCUUUGAAAAUUGGGUCUUUUAUCAAGUUUCGCUCAAAUGAUGGAUUAGUCACAAAAAUGAUACCAAUUCAACAUUGACAAAACAACUCUGUCACAUUAAAGCACCUUUCUUAUGACACGA
Messenger RNA from Trichogramma pretiosum, 1578 nucleotides. RefSeq names its product spermine synthase (gene Sms). Bases 398 to 1498 code for a protein of 366 amino acids. The record is from RefSeq and is a predicted model, not a curated record. The transcript is spliced from 8 exons. Gene Ontology annotation, biological process: spermine biosynthetic process. Gene Ontology annotation, molecular function: spermine synthase activity. Lineage: Eukaryota; Metazoa; Arthropoda; Insecta; Hymenoptera; Trichogrammatidae.